CUGUCCCCGACAUUACUUCCCAGGCAGAAGCCGAGCGGGUUUGCGAUGAUUUGUGCAGGAUUUUUUUUGCAGCCACCGAGCCGAGCUCAGGGCAGCGGAGAUGGAUGGAGCGGUAGCCGCUAGUCUGGGCGAGCAGUCCCGGGCAUAAACACCCCGGAGCCACCAUGCCCGCGCCCCCGCCUCGCCGCUGGUUUCACUGCUAGGAGCAAGAAGGGAUUUGGUGAAUGCACCGGCUUCGCCCAGCGAGAGCAGGACCCUGCGCGGGCACAGGGCGCCCGACACACCAUGGCUGACGCAGACGAGGGCUUUGGCCUGGCGCACACACCCUUGGAACCUGACUCAAAAGAGCUACCCUGUGACUCCAAAGCCGAGAGCGCGCUGGGGGCCCCCAGCAAGUCGCCAGCGUCCCCGCAGGCUGCCUUCACCCAGCAGGGCAUGGAAGGGAUCAAGGUGUUUCUCCACGAAAGAGAACUGUGGCUGAAAUUUCACGAAGUAGGCACGGAAAUGAUCAUAACCAAAGCUGGAAGGCGGAUGUUUCCCAGUUACAAAGUGAAGGUGACGGGCCUGAAUCCCAAAACGAAAUAUAUUCUCCUCAUGGACAUCGUUCCAGCGGAUGACCACAGAUACAAGUUCGCAGAUAACAAAUGGUCCGUGACCGGCAAAGCGGAGCCUGCCAUGCCUGGCCGUCUUUAUGUGCACCCGGACUCGCCGGCCACGGGAGCGCACUGGAUGCGGCAGCUGGUCUCCUUCCAGAAACUCAAGCUCACCAACAACCACCUGGACCCAUUCGGGCACAUUAUUCUAAAUUCCAUGCACAAAUAUCAGCCCAGAUUACACAUCGUGAAGGCGGAUGAAAAUAAUGGAUUUGGCUCAAAAAAUACUGCGUUCUGCACCCACGUCUUUCCUGAGACGGCCUUUAUCGCAGUGACUUCCUACCAGAACCACAAGAUCACCCAAUUAAAGAUUGAGAAUAAUCCCUUCGCCAAAGGAUUCCGGGGCAGUGAUGAUAUGGAACUACACAGAAUGUCGAGAAUGCAAAGUAAAGAAUAUCCCGUGGUUCCCAGGAGCACAGUAAGACAAAAAGUAGCCUCCAAUCACAGUCCUUUCAGCAGUGAGCCUCGAGCUCUCUCUGCCUCAUCCAACUUGGGGUCCCAGUACCAGUGCGAGAAUGGUGUGUCUGGCCCCUCCCAGGACCUCCUGCCCCCACCCAACCCAUACCCACUGCCCCAGGAGCACGGUCAGAUUUACCAUUGCACCAAGAGGAAAGAUGAAGAAUGUUCCACCACGGACCAUCCCUACAAGAAGCCCUACAUGGAGACGUCGCCCAGCGAGGAGGACCCCUUCUACCGGGCCGGCUACCCCCAGCAGCAGGGCCUGAGUGCCUCCUACAGGACAGAGUCAGCACAGCGGCAGGCCUGCAUGUACGCCAGCGCCCCGCCCCCCAGCGAGCCGGUGCCCAGCCUGGAGGACCUCAGCUGCAACACAUGGCCCAGCGUGCCUUCCUACAGCAGCUGCACGGUGGCCACGGUGCAGCCCAUGGACAGGCUCCCCUACCAGCACUUCUCGGCCCACUUCGCCUCGGGGCCUCUAGUCCCCCGGCUGGCUGGCAUGGCCAACCACGGCUCCCCACAGCUCGGAGAGGGGAUGUUCCAGCACCAGACCUCCGUGGCCCACCAGCCUGUGGUCAGGCAGUGUGGGCCGCAGACUGGCCUGCCAUCGCCCGGCGGCCUGCAGCCCUCCGAGUUCCUCUAUUCUCACGGCGUGCCACGGACCCUGUCCCCGCACCAGUAUCACUCGGUGCAUGGGGUUGGCAUGGUGCCAGAGUGGAGUGAGAACAGCUAAAGCGAGACCUGCUUCCUUGCAGACAGUGGCUAGAGAGAGAGAAGAGACAGAGAGAGAGAGAGAGAGAGAGAGAGGGAGGGAGAGACAGUAGCAGAGAGAAACCCCACGGACGACAGUUUUCAUUUCCUUAUUCAAGUCUUCACCCAUGAGAGCGCUGAUCUAAUCAGCCGCUGGAAACCACAAUUCAAAAAAUGUGACUUUGUUUUUCCGUCUCAAAACCAACCGAGACGAGAUGAGCCCCCACCGCUGCCCCUACCCCACCCAGCCCCAUGACCACCGCACUCAUUGGCCGGCCAAGUUCACACCACCUCCAGAUGUCCUCCGUGAUUCCUUCUUUCGGUCUCCAGAAAGCCUUGCCUUAUCGAGUGUUUUAGCCGAAUGGUGUAGUUGGAGUCCUCCCUGUCUUGGUGUUAAUGUUGACAUUGUUAUAUAAUAAAUAAUAAUAUAUUUUUUUCCUUUCAAUUUUCUUAAUGGGACCCAGUCCCUUAUUUCGGGGGAGGUCUGAGGCAAGUGUGUUUCAAAAUAUGUACUUGUGGGGAUCCCCCCACAAAUAUACCACCCCUGAAACCUAAAUUUUGCCACCCUGCCCUUGACUAAGUAAUGACUACCUCUACCAUGUGACGUUCCUGAAAAGGUUCCCCAGGUCCCGGCUUUUGUCCGAUUUUUUCCUCCGUUGCCCAUCAUCUUGGGGCCCAGCGUGGCCCUCUCCUAACGCUGACCACCUUCUGGCCUCCUAUCUCCCUUGGCCCUCCCGUCUUCCCAGCUCUGUGUCUUUCCAGCCGUCUGUCGCUAAAACGUGGCCUAUAGCUUCCCGACCGGAAAGCUUGCUUUGAAAAACUUGAAAAGCCCUGGUUUACAUGUGGGCAGAACUGUGAUAAAGCAAGAAGCAACCUCUGUGCUGACAAGCAUUGCGAAGAGGCCAAAAUAAAUAUUGGUCCUGAUAAAACACAAAGCCAGCCCAAGCUUCCAGACUUCCAUCACCGGCGACCCGCCCCGGAUGCCAGGCAAAGCCCAAUGUUCCUACAGAAGAGGCCAGACCUGUUCGCUGAUUGGUUCUCCCCAAAGAAGUCACACCGACACCAGAUGCCGACACCAAACUGUGGUUAUUGAAAGCAGAAAACAGUAUAAAAAAAAAAAAAAUAAGCGUGUAAGUAAAACGUUAUUGCAGGGUUCUUCAGAGGUAAUAUUUUACUGGUACUAUUUAUUUAUAAAUAGGAGUUCUAAUUAAGUAAUAACAUGAAAUGAAAUCCAGCAUGGGAGCUGGCCAAGAGCUUUUAAUUUUAUUAAUACUCAAAACCAAGUUUGCGUUUUCUUUUUUUUUUUUUUUUCGAAUGUGCUUUGCUUUCUUGAUUAAAAAAAAUUUUUUUUUAAACCGACCCUAAUAAAGAGAACAGGGUAAUAUGUGAGGCUAAGUAUGUCCCAGUACGUGUGAGUGUGUAAGUAUGUUUGUACGUGAGUGUCUUCAUGCGAUUAUGUCUUUUUAUGUUGCUAAGGGGUGGGGUGAGAAUUAAGUACUCGUUUCGUAUAUUUGUGUGCCAAUUAAUGCCUAAUAAAUACCAUGUGCUUAAAAAAGUACAA
Mustela lutreola (European mink) is the source of this 3420-nucleotide messenger RNA. RefSeq names its product T-box transcription factor 5 (gene TBX5). The transcript is spliced from 10 exons. Gene Ontology annotation, molecular function: DNA-binding transcription factor activity, RNA polymerase II-specific; RNA polymerase II cis-regulatory region sequence-specific DNA binding. The record is from RefSeq and is a predicted model, not a curated record. Lineage: Eukaryota; Metazoa; Chordata; Mammalia; Carnivora; Mustelidae. The coding region runs from base 286 to 1842 and encodes 518 amino acids. Gene Ontology annotation, cellular component: nucleus. Gene Ontology annotation, biological process: positive regulation of DNA-templated transcription; cardiac left ventricle formation; pattern specification process.